AUGAAUGCAACAAUAGACGAUGAUACACUCAUCAUUUAUUUAUCCAAUAUAGGUCUAUUUAUUAUGCGUUAUGUUCUUUUGAUUAUGAUUAUUCUUGGUCUUAUUGGAAACUUCUUCAAUAUACUUGUUUUUCAUCAACCUAAACUUCAUUCAAAUCCAUGUUCAUUUUAUUUAAUUAUAGCUACUUAUGUUAAUAUUGUUUGGAUUAUGACAAGUCCAUUAUCACGAAUGCUUGCUACAUUUCAACUUGAUUUAUCAGAGAAUAUUAAUAUUCUUUGUAAAAUACGUCAAUCUCUUUCUCAUACAUUUUCAAGUUUAUCAAUGAUUUCUAUUGCUUUUGCUUCAGUUGAUAGAUUUCUUAUUAGUAGUUCACAAGUAGAAUAUCGUCAAUUAAGUUCAUUACAUAAUGCUCAUUUUGAUAAAUCUCCAUCAAUAACAUGUACAAUAAAUACAACACGUAUAUAUGGUCUUUAUAACGAAAUAGCUCGUUUAAUAGUACUUGUAUUUAUUCCAAGUAUGCUUAUUCUAAUAUUUGGUUAUGGAACAAUACAACAUAUAAAGAAAAGUCGACAAAUGAGUGAACCACCAGGAAAUACUAUUCAUCGAACUGAUCGACAUCUUACUCAUAUGGUAAUCGGACAAAUAAUUUUAAUUUUGAUAUCAUAUAUUUCAAAUACAAUUCAACGUAUUUAUUUAGUUCUUACUUAUAACAUUAAAAAAAUAAGUCCAUUACAUUUAAGAUUUGAGUUUAUUAUCAUAACGAUGUCUGCACAAAGAUUAGAAACAAUUGGUCGUCAUAUUCGCUUAAGUACACAAUAUAAAAAUGAACAACAACAACCACAAUAUCGUUAUACAUUACCAAAUGGAAAUUUAACCAACGAGCAACGUGAAUUUUAUGAAAAAAAUGGUUUUAUUGUUAUACGAAAUUUAAUUUCACCUGAAACACUUGAACAAUUUAAUAAACGUUUUCAAGAUAUAUGUACAGGUAAAGUUCCAACAUUUGGUAUGACAAUAAUGAAAGAUAUAGCUAUUGCAAAAUCGGAAUUUGUUGAUGGUGAAAAAGCUAUAACAAAAAUUCAAGAUUUUACAUUAGAUGAUGAAUUAUUUCAAUAUUGUUGUUUACCUGAAAUUAUUAAAUAUAUUGAAAAUUUUACUGGUCCAAAUAUAAUGGCUAUGCAUACUAUGUUAAUUAAUAAACCACCUGAUCCGGGUACUCAAACAUCACGACAUCCACUUCAUCAAGAUUUAUAUUAUUUUCCAUUUCGACCAGCUGAUCGAAUUGUUUGUGCAUGGACAGCCAUGCAACAUAUACAUCGUGACAAUGGAUGUCUUGUAGUUUUACCUGGAACACAUAAAGGUGAACUUCUAGAACAUGGAUAUCCAAAAUGGGAGGGUGGUGUCAAUAAAAUGUAUCAUGGAAUACAAAAAUUUGAUCCAAAUGCAGAACGAAUACAUUUAGAAAUGUGGACAGGUGAUACUGUAUUUUUUCAUCCAUUACUUAUUCAUGGUAGUGGAACGAAUAGAACCGAAGGGUUUCGAAAAUCAAUAUCUUGCCAUUAUGCAGAUUCUGCAGGUGAAUAUGUUGAAUGUGAUGGUCGACAAGAAUUAAUUUCAAAAGAAGUUACAGCAGUUUUUAAAAAACGAACAGGUGUUGAAGAUGCACGUUUUGAGGAUAUUUGGAGAAUUAAAAGUCGACUUGUUCAAGGUGAACGAAUAAAUUUAUAA
This is a messenger RNA of Rotaria sordida, 1725 nucleotides long. NCBI's taxonomy places the organism in Eukaryota, Metazoa, Rotifera, Eurotatoria, Philodinida, Philodinidae. The record is from the annotation of a GenBank genome assembly.